UGAACUUCCAGCAGCGAUGGAAAAUGGACGUCCGUGUGUGCAAUAAAAAGGGUGGAUUUUUCAAGUGCAUUUUCCUCAGAAGCAUGCCGAAUCAGAUGAACUAUUUGGUUACUCUUUCGAUUCUCGAAUUGGAAUGCAACCAUUGUUUGUCGCCAUGGAUAGGUAAAGUUACGUGUGCUCCAUGGGAAUUACACAUUCCAACAGCGGACCACAGAAAGAUGCAGACGGGGGAUCGAUCGAAUCGUCAACGAUCGAUAACCAAUGUAUGCACGGAAACGUCAGCGGGCCAUGGCUCGGCUCGUUUCUGCCUCUUCCAGAAAUCGAUAUAAUUACGAAGUUCGCCCAAUAAAUUUUUCUUUUCGGGUAACCUUCCCGUCCGCCUCAAGUGUGACAGCACGUCAAAACGUCAAAACUCCUGCGAAUUUGCCCCUAUCUCCCCUCUGCCGCUCUUCGCCUCCCCCUCGAAUUAUUAUUAUUAUUAUUAUCUUCUGGCCUUUUCAAGUUUUCUGGCAAAUUUCGAGGCAGCCUUAUCUCGAUAUCUCUCUUGACCCACACAGGGAGGCAAAAAAGAAAAAAAAAAGGGAACUCGAAAUCCGGCAACUUUCGGCAAUGGUUUUGGUCCAGGAACAAAUUCGGAACCAAACGAUUGAAGCCGGAUGACAUAAGCCGAAGGGGCGUAGGCGUGAGUUGUGAUUGAAGAGUUUCUUGUCCGUCCUGUCAGGCCAGAACCGGAGAGCUUCAGGCAAAUUCCGCUGUGGUGGAUCAGAGGGCAAAGUAGUAUGUAACUAUUGCACGCAGUUACAGACUCUGCACUCUGGUUGAUGCUCUGGUUGGAGAGUACAUCAUCGUGUCACGUAUACAAAGUUAAAAAAGGAGGCCUAGAUAUAUCAAAAUGUUAUUUGUGCCUGUCAA
Molecule: messenger RNA, 912 nt
Organism: Coccidioides immitis RS
Lineage: Eukaryota; Fungi; Ascomycota; Eurotiomycetes; Onygenales; Onygenaceae
Exons: 1
Coding region: 262-660 (132 amino acids)
Source: RefSeq, a predicted model, not a curated record